Molecule: messenger RNA, 1287 nt
Organism: Halichondria panicea
Lineage: Eukaryota; Metazoa; Porifera; Demospongiae; Suberitida; Halichondriidae
Product: nuclear pore complex protein Nup205-like
Exons: 8
Coding region: 72-1127 (351 amino acids)
Source: RefSeq, a predicted model, not a curated record
UGACAGAUUUGAUUGGAUCGCACUCUGAGAUUUUUGCGACUGUUCUCAAAGAGCAACAUCAGGUGGUUACUAUGGCAACACUACAAGAGCUUGCCCUCGUCACAGCCGUCAUUGGUCACUCGGACGUCGGUCAUGAUUGGUCGUCCCAAAUGGCCACACCCAUUGGCUCUGGUCUGGUUCGUCUACAGCGACUCAUGCUCACACUACUACCACAGUACUGGUCCAAACAGAAUUGGAAGUCACUCGUAAAUCAGGUGACCCAGAGCGAGGGUGGGGAUGGUGUGAGAGGUGUGGAUCUUAUGAUCAGUGAGGACGCCUCAUUGGUCGUUCAACAGAUUGCCACCAACCUCGUCUCCUACUGCCGAGUUGCCAUGACAAUUGGAGGCACGGAGUUCUCCUCUCCCUACUGUCGUAUCCUUCUCACCCCACACCUUGCUGAAGCCAUAACGAUGCCAUCCAGCAGAGCGACCUUUGCACCCAUGUCGGGAGCCCACCCCCACUCAUUAGGACUGCUCAUUCAGCACUUGAAAGAGUGUGUGGAUGGUUACGGGUCGUCAUUGGAGACCCAUCAACAGAAGAACCGGAAGCUAGAAAGUGGAACGUUGGGAAUGGAAGAUGUUAGAACGCUCUUACCUGCCAACAUGACUGUGGACAAGCUCUCUCCUGCUCAACAGCAGACAGUGGCCAGACAACGCCUCAAGCAACUCGUCACUAACAGGAAGCAAGAGCUACAGCACUACGCAUACUUGAUUGAGAACCUGCUGUACCUGUUGUGGAGACACCUGCAGUACUACCUCGUACACUGUAAGCCGGUGACCUCUGACCCCCAUAUGGUGGGUAUGGCUCGAUCCUCUAUGAGACUAUUGCAAGAGUAUGGUGCCACCCAGAGCGGUGAUUUGACCUUUGACCUGUCUUCGGUGGGGGAGGGAGUGAGUGCAGCAGACCUGGAGUCCCUCAAGAUAGACAUUGGCAAGAGCCUCACUGACGGUCUCUUCAAGAAGCUCUUGGACGUGGAAGAGGCUCAGUUCUCGGCUAGGGCGGAGUUGAGGGUUGGGUUUGUGCAGGCUCUAGUGAGGAGAGUAAGGAGACUGCUCAAACUGAAGGCUGAUGUCCGAACAGAUAUCUGAUCACAUGACUAUCACAUGACCCAUGAAACUCUUGAAAAAUACUAAUCUUAGUACUGAACGUUUCUAGACUAAUUUUAGAAAUACGUAAUUAUAAGUUUAAUUUAAAUUUGACACUAGGUGCAGUGCUAUAAUUAUUAUUAUAAUGAAAUCCAUUUCAAAG